AUGCAGAAGCGAUGUGGCUGCAAGGUCGCAGGCCGUCCGGAGUACCGAAUCAAAACCAUUGCUCAGCGUUACGACCAGUACUCGAGACCGACAAAGGUCCAUACCCACGCAGUGGUUCUCGAGAAAGCCGUCACUCAUCCGGAUGGCAAGAACUUGAUCAUCAGCCUCGCUGACAGGACUGGAAGUGCAAAAUUCAUGAUUGAACGCCCAUCCACCAACAAAGAAGACCUUCUCGCCGACCACUCUCCGAACACCAACCCACUUCCCGACCCGCCCAAAGUCCCCGCCUUCAUCACUAUGUCCUGGGACUGGGGACUCUCUCUCCAACCAGGUCAUCUAGUCUGCUUCUCGUCUUCUGCGCCCGUCGAAGUAGUCGAAUCCAAGACCACGAGCGCUCUCAAAUGGCCCCUCCGCCUCCUCGGCGGAACCGUUGGUGUCACUGGCUAUGCCAUUGCCGGCGUGGGCAAGCUCCUUCAGAAAGCCGCUGACAAGCUCAUGAUGGGCCAACCCAGAACUAUGGUUUCCCGAGCCGACGCGGUCUUCAUGGAUGAGCACGACCAACGCCGCGUCCUCGGCAAACGCAAUGGCACACCCCGCUGGAUGCGUUGCACCGACGUAGCCAAGGGACGCGCGAAGGAGUGGAAAAAGAUACAGAAAUCGCACUACAAGCACUGCCCUGGGUCUCAACAGCAACAAGACGCCAAGGUCACCCCACAGCCGAGGCGCCCCUUUCAAAACGGACUGGGUUUGAUGGAGCGGAUUGCUUUGGCGUCAGUAGGGGAAUCCAAGCCGAGGUGGCGAGUGGCGAAGCGACGGGUCAUGGCAUCUGAGAAGCGCGAGUGUGAGAGCGUGGAUGAUGAGGAUGCGCGGACCGAGGGAGCCUCUAGUCGGAAGUCUUUGUUGUCGCGGCCUAAGAGCAGACUUGGCAGGGCUACGAUCAGGCAUGGAAAUUUUGACGAGAAGCGUGAGUGGGGUGGCUCAAGCGAUGAGGAUGCUCGGACUGAGGUGCCCUCUAGUCGUGAGUCUCUGGAGUCGCAUCCCAGAGGAAGACUCGGCUGGAGUACGAUGAAGAGGUAUCUUGACUCUUGA
Molecule: messenger RNA, 1089 nt
Organism: Cyphellophora attinorum
Lineage: Eukaryota; Fungi; Ascomycota; Eurotiomycetes; Chaetothyriales; Cyphellophoraceae
Exons: 2
Coding region: 1-1089 (362 amino acids)
Source: RefSeq, a predicted model, not a curated record